Messenger RNA from Neurospora hispaniola, 2393 nucleotides. RefSeq lists its product as uncharacterized. The transcript has 3 exons. The coding region runs from base 121 to 2244 and encodes 707 amino acids. NCBI's taxonomy places the organism in Eukaryota, Fungi, Ascomycota, Sordariomycetes, Sordariales, Sordariaceae. The record is from RefSeq and is a predicted model, not a curated record. Gene Ontology annotation, cellular component: lipid droplet.
GUCCACAUGAUAUCAUGGUCUCAGUCCAGCACAUGCGACUGCGAUAAUCAACCGCCCGUCUUCUCCAAAAGACCGCCGACAUAGCCCUACUUCCAAAUUGCCAAUUGCCAGACAGCCGCCAUGGCCCCCUACAGAGGGCGACAGCCGUCCCUCUCCUUGCGAUUGCCCCAGCCGUCGGCCUCGGCUGUCCUUCCCGACCUGCCUCCCAUAUCGGCUCUGUUUCUGAUCGACUUCGAUGUCAAGGCCGGAUAUACCAUUGUAUGGAAACGAUCGGUCCCCGGGCUGGAACUCGAUGGCGUUGUUGAGUACAAGAGUCUUCCUUCCGGCCUCCAUACCGUCACCGACGACUUGGUUUACUUUGUCCACGAAGGGGGGCAUGCUGGCUUGAGCGCCUUUGUCAACGCCAGGACAGAUGAGGAGGAAAACCGCCAUGCCCGUAUGAUUGCUGUUGGGGUCUUGGUUCCGUUGGUAUAUGGACGGCUAGGAAGGUCAUGGCGCCAUGCCGACCGGCUCAAGGAUAUUGCUAGCAAACUUGUUGUCGACCGUCAACAGACACAUCUGCUGGAGGACUAUUGGGCUCAAAACGGGAUGCAGGAUGGCGCUCACCCGCCGCCACUACCGGAAGCUGCGCUGGACUCACCCGCCCUGAGCUACAAGGGGGGCCGUCCCGGGCCCGGAAAAGGCCAUUCAAGAAAUAGGUCUGCAUCGGACGGCACCGUCUUGAUGUCCUCACCUCACAGACUCUCACCUUAUCACCCUGCUUGGAGUUUAACAUCGCUUCUUGAUACAUUUGGACCCCUUAUCUUUCCCAUCCACCGUGCUGCCUUACUACGCAAGCGUAUACUAAUUUCUACUCAUGCUCCCGUCCAUGAAGCUUGUAAUUUCGUGUACAAUCUCUCUGUCCUAUCCAACAUCCCUUUGUCAGUCUCCGAUCUGGUGGAUCCUGCGGCAUCGACCCAACGUCUGCGACCGCUAUUCAACAUUGGUGUCCACGAUAUUGGGUAUCUUCUAGAGCACCACGCGGCAUUGAAGCGUCAUCUCAGGGGCGACAACCUCGAAACCGACAAUGAUCUUGCGUGUGGUAUUACUGCGGAGGAGGCUGCAACCGGAUGGAUUGCUUGUACAACAGAUACCAUCCUCACGAUCAAGGAUGGUCUAUGGGAUAUGCUCAUUACAUUGCCGCCACCACACUCGGGCAACGCAAAGGAGCGCAUGUGGCCAACUGUCGAGUGCCCCAAGGGCGUGCCAAUCAAGGCUACGCAGCGAGAUCUGAGGAGGUUCAAGUGGCUGAAAAUGAGCCUUGCCCGGAUUGACCCAACAUCAAUGACCACACCCCAGAUUCUUCGCAGUCCAUUAUCUGACAGAACAAGCCAGCGGUCGGUAUCAACGCCUCACGUACUCAACAGAACGCCGACAAUCUCCCUGACCAGAUCAACCGAGACCUCUCGACCGGUCACUGCGACAUCUCAAACACCCCCUCUAACACGCGCCAACUCAGACGAUGACGCCGAGCGAGUCGUGGAGCCGACUACAUGGGCAGCCCUAGCCUACUCUGGGUUUAUAUGGUGGGCCUCGGCAGGCGAGCAAGGCCACAGUGAUGAGGUCGACGAGAUGGCGCACGACAACAGAUUGCUUGAAGAUCUUACAGGCAACGCCCCAAAGAUGGCAGGACGCACACCUAGGAGGACAAGUUUUGGCACUGCCUCUUCGACCGGCAACAAUAUCGAAGAGGGGGGUAUAACAGAAUUGGACUCAUCACCUACCGCCCAGCAAGACGGAGCACGGGAAACAUCCGAUGAGGAGCAGGCCCGCAUUGAGCUUGCUAUUAUCGCCUACUUCCAUCGUCUAACUACAUCUGUGCUCUCUGUCUUGGCAGACCUCGUCGACAGUGCAGAUGAUGAUGAUCUGCUCGACCUCGACAUCGACCCUAAUGCGGGUGGUGAGGAAGAGUACAGGGAUGAUUAUCACGAUGUCGACGAUCAGACUGGAUUGCUAUAUAGUCAAGAGCGAUCCGGAGUCCAAGGUAGUCAUCGUGAAGGUGAAGGCGAAGACGACGAAGCCGAGUAUGAAGGCUGUUUGCGGGGGUGGAUAAGAGUCGACAGCGAAGCACUGGCACACAUGGGCCUAGAUGUGUGGAGCAAGAGCGACGCAGAUUUUGUGAGCGAGUUGACAACGAGGUAUUUUAGGAGGAGGGCGUAUGUGGAGAAUAAGGGUGUUGAAGUGUGUGGGUUGAAGGUUUGUUAGCCUAACCCCCUUUUCAAUCUGUUCUUGUUUUUUUGUCAAGCGGGGCAUCGGCGAUGGGUCUCCUUUUCUUUAUCUUUGAUUUGGCGGACUAUUGGGGUUGUAUGGCGUUAAACCUUUUGGGAUGGGAAAAUGGGACAAAGUAUUUGAAG